Messenger RNA from Cercospora beticola, 1788 nucleotides. RefSeq names its product sterol desaturase family protein. Gene Ontology annotation, cellular component: endoplasmic reticulum membrane. Gene Ontology annotation, molecular function: iron ion binding; sphingolipid delta-4 desaturase activity. Gene Ontology annotation, biological process: sphingolipid biosynthetic process. The record is from RefSeq and is a predicted model, not a curated record. Lineage: Eukaryota; Fungi; Ascomycota; Dothideomycetes; Mycosphaerellales; Mycosphaerellaceae.
CCUGUCUCGCGCUCAUCUUUCUUGCUUCAGCAUCCAUACGAUCUUGUCCUGACCCCCAUACACUCCUUUUGAUCCCGCUUUCUACGAAUUCGACAGUCCUCACCAACAGUAAUACCCGCCCAUUGUACGCUCCGCAUCUCGCGACAUUGCGCAAUCGACUUGCGAGCAGAGACGCCUCCUGAUCGCAUAGCGUAGCACAGACGCACAUCAUUGCGGCUGAACUGCGCGUCGAACGAUACUGAAGCGCCCACCGGCGCCAUACCACCGCAGCAACUUUUCUUUCCGCCAGCAUGGCGAACGCGACAUUCUACGACCUUCCGCCGCUACCCGCCUACGAAUUGAAGCCGCAGCAACCACUCAUCUCAGGGCUACCCGAUGCCUACCUCACACUUAUACUGCCCAUAGUCGCAUACUGGGGCGUAUCAUUGUUCUUCCACUGCAUCGAUGAGCUCGACCUCUUUCCACAAUACCGGCUACACACUCCAGCCGAGGUGUUGAAACGGAAUCAUGUCAGCAGAUGGGAUGUUUUCAGGGACGUCAUCAUACAGCAAGUCAUACAAACGGUAGUGGGAUUUUGUUUGACGAUAUUCGACCCGGAGCCCACCUUUGGAAAGGAAGAGUACGAUAUCGCAUGGUGGGCGCAAAAUCUGCGUUUGGCACAACGCGCCAUCCCCUCCGUGCUGGCCACAAUUGGAUUGGACGCUCAAUCAAUCGCGAGCAACAUUGGAGCUUCACAUAGCGCGCUGGCAGGUGUGCUCGCUGGAGGUGUAUAUCCUGGCCUUAUAAAGACUGUCGAGGUUAUGGGCGAACCAAUUGCCAUGCCAACAUUCGCAGAGUGGGAGCUCAUUGCGGCCAAGGGCAUCUACCACUAUGGUAUCCCAGCACUGCAGUUCCUGUUCGCUAUCAUGGUCGUGGAUACCUGGCAAUAUUUCCUCCACCGGGCGAUGCACAUGAACAAGUGGCUGUACGUCACUUUCCACAGCAGGCACCAUCGUCUGUACGUCCCAUACGCCUACGGUGCGCUAUAUAACCACCCAUUUGAAGGGUUCUUGUUGGAUACGGUGGGCACCGGCAUCGCAUACCUUCUCUCGGGCAUGACUGUCAGGCAAAGCAUGUGGUUCUUCACCAUGUCGACCAUCAAGACCGUGGACGACCACUGCGGAUAUUCGUUUCCAUGGGACCCCUUGCAGCACAUCACCAGCAACAACGCCGGCUAUCAUGAUGUCCACCACCAGAGCUGGGGUAUCAAGACGAACUUCUCCCAGCCCUUCUUCACCUUCUGGGACACCUUGCUCGGCACAAAGUGGACCGGUGGAGAUGUGAGCGCGCGAUACGAACGUGCAAAGAUCGCUGCUCAAAAGAAAGUCGACGCUGACAAGGCUGUGAGCAAGAGUGAGUCGGCAGCUCCUUACGCCCAUGAUGCAUCAACAGCAUCAUCGACAGCCCGCGCGGCCCAAGUAGCUGCAGAGCCGCGGAUUCCUGCGGGCAAGGCUACAUAUCAAGCUAUCGGGUCUCGACAGCAGGUCUUGGACGAUCCGGCUGGCGGAGGAAUCAGUGUACUGGCAGAAGAGAGCGUUGAAGAAGUUAAAGCGCAGCAGAAGUUGCGACAAAGCCCGCGCAAACGAUCCACCGGAUCGAGUCUGAAAGGUUUUGCAGACCGAGUAUCUGAAUCACUACAAGGCAAAGGCACAGGCGUGCUCGGAGUUGAAAGCCGAAGCGGCAGGUAAUAAUUUAAUACUGUACAACUGAGUUUUAAUGAGGCAACGAAACUAUCUUUUUCAUGAGCUG